AUGAGCUCUUCAAGGCUCUCGGACCUGUCAUGGGCGGAACUGCGGGAACAGGCCCGCCGCAUCGGACGUCGUUGGAUCCCCGAGGAGCUACCGAUCGCGCAGGAGGAAGUGAUACCCAAGGAGACUGACGGAGAACUACCUCUGCAGCUGUCCGAGCGCGAUGCGAAGGCUGGGGAGCGGCGACCCGAGACGACAUGCUCACCAAAACCUUCAGAGCUGACGUGGGCUCAAAAGCAGGAACUAAUGUGGCAAAUCCUCGAUUAUUGGAAAUCGUAUUCAUUGCGACGUGAGAAGGCCGAAGAGGACGCGAGACGGCCGUGUACCGUAGAGGCUGACUGGGCCGACGAGCAACAAACUUCGACGCACACCGCAGCGGAUGAUGACGCAGCAAAGAAGCAGCCAUCGAUGGCGGGUGAUGAGGCAGCCGACGAGACAAAGGUGACUAAGUCACCACCAGCACUGGCAGCUGAAAUCGCCACCGUACUCCUUUCAGCUGCCGUCGAAAAUGGAGAUCCGGAUGUUGAGAUUGAAGAUGGGCAGCAGCUCCCGUCACAACCAGCCACCACCAGUGUGGCUCCACCACCAACACAGUUUGCAGCGGUUGGACAACCAUUCAGGGAGCAGAAACGAAACAAGGCUGUCGAGGUUCCUUUCGCGGUCGUGACCGAAGACGAAGGAGGUCUUGCCUCUUUCUUCCUUGUUCCCGACAAGGAGAGGGAAAUCACCCCUGAACAAGAAAAGAGAAGACAUUUGACUGCCUCUGCUGCUUUUCCAAGCAAAGAGAAGACAUUUGUCUUUGAGAAGGAACCCAAAGAUGAAAUUGCAGGGAGUAUAGCAACGCCAAAUCGGCCAGCGAACUGGAGAUUUAGGAAAAAGAAGGUGCGACCGGGCGAAGGAGGCUGCAUCGCGGUGGCGUCGUUGCCAUGUUCGAGAAGGUACUUGGAGCCACCAGUUGGGCUCGGUGAGGCCAACCUGCCCGCUGCAACGGCGGAAAUCCAAACGGCCAUGAUCGGGGAGUCUCGAUUGAGCUUAGCUGAGCCUCACGUCACCAUCUCUCGACGCAAAGAGGAGUUGGCGUCGAUCGACGCAGAGUCAAAUGCCGCGAAGAACAGGAUCGUCGCACGAGGUUGGGAAAUUCGCUCGUUGCUGGCGGAGCUCGGCACCGCGACCGCCGUACGAAACGAGUUGGAGAAGAAGCCUAUGAUUCGGACCGCCACGGGUUCGGAGGCAAGGUUGGCAAGGCAGGCUCGCCAGGUUUCUCUGCCAUCAACACGAAGCGGUUAUAGGACGUCGCAGUCGGCGAGGAAUCCAACCGGUACGGCGAUCGCUGAGAAGAAAGAAACGGAGCACUCUCCGGAGAACGAGGCGAAGCGGUUGCCGUCAAAGAAGAUGACGACGACCACCGUGGCCGCGUCGACCGUCGAGAAGACAAUGCAGGAGUCGGGGCGAGGAGUGUGCUGGUCUCCGCGUAGUCGGCUGGGCGAUUCGCCGCCGGAUGAAGAACCGGAGCAGACGGCGACCGAAGAAGAGGGCGGCGUCUUCCUUUCGUGGGCUAACCCUAGGUCACGGGAAGUGGACUCGCACCGCACGGCAGCUGGGCUCUUGAUGGGCCGAAAGGAACUGCAAGGGAGGCUGUCUUUGGGCCGAUCCGUCGAGGGCAGGCCUGUUCACUGGAGACGGAUGGGCUUCAUGGGGCUUGAAAUUCGGAACAGGACAAGGAAGAAGUCUCCUUGGGCCAAGCACCACAGCAGCAGCGAAUUGGGCCAGGAGAAGGCGAAAGAGGCUUUGAUGGGCUUAUUUUGGAUCGGCAGAACGGGAUAA
Molecule: messenger RNA, 1821 nt
Organism: Linum trigynum
Lineage: Eukaryota; Viridiplantae; Streptophyta; Magnoliopsida; Malpighiales; Linaceae
Source: the annotation of a GenBank genome assembly